Humulus lupulus (European hop) is the source of this 2949-nucleotide messenger RNA. RefSeq lists its product as uncharacterized. Lineage: Eukaryota; Viridiplantae; Streptophyta; Magnoliopsida; Rosales; Cannabaceae. The record is from RefSeq and is a predicted model, not a curated record. The transcript has 2 exons. The coding region runs from base 1 to 2949 and encodes 982 amino acids.
AUGAUUCAUAAUAAACAAAUAGGAUUUGUUGGUCUCCUUGAGACUAAGGUUAAGGCUUGUAAUUUAGGAGCCUUAUACCUUAAAAUGUUUCGGGGUUGGUGUUUGUCUCAUAAUUUGGCGCAUCAUCAUAAUGGGAGAAUUCUUGUUGCUUGGAAUCCUUUGAGUUUUGAGGUUGAUAUUAAAGGGAGUUCAAGUCAGUUUAUGCAUUGUUUGUUGAGACCGAAAGGUGGAGAGUGGUUUGCCUUAACUGUUAUUUACGCUGUUAAUGACAGUAAAGGCAGAGAAAUUUUAUGGACUGAUCUGGUUCAAUUAGCAGUUGGCAUGACUAUUCCUUGGAUAGUUGGAGGAGAUUUUAAUGCUGUUUUGAGUACUGAUGACAUAAUGGAUUAUAGGGGUAAUGCUACUGAGAUGAUCCCUUUUCAGAAAUGUGUUGAAGAUUGUGAUCUUGAAGAUAUUAAGUUCAAUGGUAGUUUCUUUACUUGGAACAACAAACAGGAAGGCAAAGAUAGGAUAUAUGCAAAAUUAGACAGAUUUUUAGCUAACAGACAGUGGAGGGAUAAAUAUAGUACAACUGAGGUGACUUUUCUCCCCGAAGGUGAGUUUGAUCAUUCUCCUGGUCUUCUCUCCAUAUAUCCUCUUAUGCAGAAUAUCAAAAAGCCUUUCAGAUAUUUUAACUUUUGGAAAAAUCUGGUUGGUUUUACUGAUAUUGUGAAGAAAUCUUGGUUGGUCAAAAUAGAAGGUUCUCCUAUGUACUGUUUAGUCUCUCGUCUGAAGCAUCUCAAAAUGGGAUUAAAAGAAUUGAAUAGACAUGGCAAAGGCAAUGUAGAGAUUCAAGAUCAUGAUAGCUAUAAUAAUUUAAUUCAGAUUCAACAGAAAUUGCAAAGUAAUCCUGGCAAUUUUCAGCUUAUUGAGGAAGAAAAAAAGGCUCGGCAGGUGUAUAGAGAAGUACACAAGAAUUACAUGAGUUUUCUUAGUCAAAAAGCUAAGAUUUCUUGGCUCAAAAGUGGAGAUGAGAAUACUAAAUUAUUUCAUGCUAGUCUGAAGAAGAGAAUGCAGCACAAUACAAUAUAUUCUAUUCAAGACCAGGAUGAAGAAGUUAAAGAGGCUCUGAAUUCUAUUCCGGAUGAUAAAGCUCCAGGACCAGAUGGUUUUAGUAGUGGUUUUUUUAAGGAUACUUGGGAUGUGAUAGGGGUUGAGCUGACUAAAGCUAUUCUCUCUUUUUUGAAUUCUGGUCGUCUGCUGAAACAGAUUAAUGUCUCCACUGUUACUUUGGUUCCAAAAUUGGUCUGUCCGAAAUCAGUGAGUGAUUAUAGACCAAUUUCUUGCUGCAAUGUGGUCUAUAAAAUUGCUUCUAAAAUGAUUUGUAAGAGAUUAAGAGAAGUGCUCCCUGAUAUCAUAUCCGAAAAUCAAAGUGGGUUUAUUAAAGGAAGGCGUAUUGCUCAUAAUAUUAUGAUUUGUCAAGACAUGGUUAGGGGUUAUGACAGGAAGAGUGCUAAGUCAGCUUGUUUGUUCAAGAUAGAUCUUCAAAAAGCGUAUGAUACUCUUGAUUGGGAUUUUCUAAAAGAAAUGCUUGAAGCCUUAAAGUUUCCAAAAAAAUUUACCAAUCUUAUUAUGGAGUGUGUUACUACCACUCGGUUUUCUUUCUCCAUUAAUGGUGCUCAUCAUGGUUUUCUUCAAGCUAAAAGAGGUUUACGUCAAGGCGAUCCAAUCUCGCCUCUUCUUUUUGUGAUUUGUAUGGAGUAUUUGACUAGAAUCUUAAGCAAGGUAGCUAAGGAGGCUGAGUUUAAAUUUCAUCCUCGAUGCCAAAGUUUAAAGCUCACUCAUCUUUGUUUUGCGGAUGAUCUUCUUUUAUUUUGUAAAGGAGAUUACAUUUCUGCUCAUUUAUUGCUGAAAGGUUUUAAAUUGUUUUCUAAUUCCUCUGGUCUCAAAGCGAAUAUUAGUAAAUCCGCAGUCUAUGGGGCAGGUAUGAAUUCGAAUACUAUAGAUAGACUUGUGGCUUUAUCUGGUUUUCAGAAAUGUAGUUUGCCUUUUCAGUAUCUAGGCAUGAAGAUUUGUGCUAAAAGGAUCUCUAAAGCUGACUGUGUGAGUUUGGUGGAUAAGAUGGUUAGUAGGAUUAGAAUUUGGAGCAGUAGGAAUUUGUCUUAUGCCGGUAGAAUUGUGUUAAUAAAUUCAGUUCUUCUUUCUAUAAACUCCUACUGGUCUCAAUUAGUGAUUCUUCCUCGUUCAGUUUUGCAAAGAAUUAUACAAGUUUGUAGAGCUUAUUUGUGGAAAGGGGUUGAUUGGAGUUGUAAUACGGGCCAUGUUUCUUGGUCUGUUAUUUGCCGGUCUAAAUCAGAGGGAGGAUUGAGUAUUAGAGAUAUUUCCUUAUGGAAUUUUUGUGCCAUGGGUAAACAUGUUUGGGAUAUUUCCUCUAAGAAGGACAACUUAUGGGUUAAAUGGGUGAACACAAUCUACAUUAAACAAGGAGAUUGGUGGAAUCAUGUAGCGCCGAUAGAUGCUAGCUGGUAUUGGAAACGGAUAGUACGAGUGAAAGAUAAACUCAAAUUUGUGUUUUCUCACCAAGAGUUUCACAGUUUCAAUUUUACUAUAGCGUCUCUAGUGUCUAAAUUGAAUAUAGUUGCUGGCAGGUGGCAGUUUGCUAUGAUUUGGGACAGAUUUUCUUAUCCCAAACAUAGAGUUAUUAUUUGGCUAGCUCUCCUUGACAGAUUACCGACUCUUGAUAGAAUUCAGAGAUAUAAACCUCUUCAGAGUCUUGUUUGUUUGCUGUGUGGGAAUGUUGUAGAGUGCCACUCGCACCUGUUUUUCUCUUGUUGUGUUAGAUCUAAAAUCCUGGUUGAGGUUCUGCAGUGGUGUAAUAUAGCUUAUCAAGGGAAUAAUCUCAAGUACCUGCUGAAGUGGAUUGGAAAAAAAAAAUUUCUCAAGGCAGAAGGAAGAUUUUUAUCAGCAUAA